CUCGUUUGAAAUUCUCUCCCCCGGAUUCUUGUCUGCACCUCACCAUCACCUGCUCUGUGACGACUCACCGUCUCUCUUUCCUCUCUUUCUUCCUUUGGCCGCGAUCCGAUAGACUUAUAGACUCACCCAGCCCCGCUUGUUCUCUUUUUAAACAAGGGGAUGAAGGCAAUCCCGGGCACACUUAUCACCUGCGAUCCAGCCGCCAAGCAAAUCAUCCUUGCGCUCAACGAAGAAGUCCGCGUCCUCAUUCGCGAGCUCGACGACACGCACCUCAUUGUGCAGACGGAACGAGUCGACUGGAUCAGGUCUGAAUUGGAGAAGGAGCUCGAGAAGCACACCUGGAAGAUUCACGAAUAAAAAGGCUUCGUCACAAUGGUCGAAGCGACACUCUGCCCGCAGCUGCCUCCCGAGGUGCUCAGCCACAUCUUCCUGCACGUCGAUCCCCACACGCUCUACACCUCUGUGCGCGCACUCUCGCGCAGCUGGAAGGCCUGCGUCGAGGAGCACCUCCUCGCCCACGAAUUCAACACAGGCCGCUGGCGCCUGGGCUUGCGCGUCGUCAAGCGCGCCAGAAGGGGUCAGCCCUGGCGUGGAGGCGUCGUCGGUGGCGAAGGUCUCCAGGCUCCCGGUGGGCUUUGGAGCGCCUACAAGGAGGCCCAUGCCGGCGCCCGCAGCACGACUACUCGGCGCACCAUUCCGCCUCGCCCCACACAAGGCCUCUCGGCAAGCAUGCUCUUUGCUCUGGGCAGCCCAGACGAGGAAGACAAUGAAGCGCAAACUGACGGCGCUGGCGCAAAUACCGACGCCACCGACGAUGCAGCGGCAGCCCAAGUCAGCGAUGGAGAAGAAGCGGCACUGAGACAGCGUUACGCAUCUGCCAAUGUCCUGUCCCGCCGCGACGCCCUCGAGGACGAGCUGCCGCGAGGCGAGGAGGGAGCCGAUUCGGACCCAUUGAUCCACAUCCUACCCCUCCAGUUCUCUCGCUACGACGCUGAGAAUGUCUCGUUGCAAUUCACCACCGGUCUCGAUGAAUGGCACGCUCUGUUCGAGCAGCAGGCCACUGGCGAAGCCGACGCGAGCGAGGAUGAAGAGGAGACCGAGGGACGGCGAGAAGCAGAAGAGUCCAGACGCCUGGAUCUCGACUUCGGCCUUGUCUGGCGUUUCCCUGGCGACGGCCAGGACGACGACCCGGAAGUUGGCACCCAGGGAUGGGGUCGGCCAGAUCCCGAGAACGGAUGGCUGAGCCGCUUCUACUGCUCCGGCUACGACAUGAAGCCUGCAUCUGCCAUCGAGCAGGGGGAAGAAGUAGAAGAGGAUGGCAAGGAAGACGAUGGCCGCCUUCUCCAGUCGACACCCUUGGCUCGCAGGCGCCGGACGGCCACGCUGCGGCGCGAGACCCCCAGCGACUACGAGGGUCAAGAGGAGCUUUUUUGGUCCGAUGACGGUCAUGAAUACAUGUCCCUGUCUCUGUCCCUCGGCGCCGAGUUCUUUGUCCGGCGCGCGGCCCGCACCAACCAUCUUCUUCGUCGUCUCGAAGUCGCUGCACGCAGCCAGGAAGACAAGAGGACCGCCAAAAGGGGCAGGCGCAAUCGGUUCCUUGGGGCCACCUCGAACAGCAGCACCGCCUCAUCGACGCCCAUGCGAGCCUCGAGUCCUCCUCCUCCGCCGUCGCGCGCCACGGCCGUCGCCACAGCAAGAGAAGGGAACAGUCCUUGCCUCACGCCAAAGACAAAGUCGGCCACCAGCUCGCCCCCUCGUCGACUCCAGCCUGGUCCUUUGCCGAAGGCCUCCUGGGCUGCCAUUGCUGCCACACCGCCGCGCUCGGGCACGUCUUCACCCGUGCCUCAAGGUCGCCCCAGGAUUGCGCAGCUUGUUCCUCAUACCCAGGACAAGAAUGUGAAGGCUGCGAUUCACGAGGAAAUUCACAAUGGCGAGGAAGCAGAGGAAGAGUCUGCCGCCUCCGAAUACCACGAUGCAAUUCGAUCGAUUGUGGACAGCGUCUCGACGACGAGCGGUCAGGCCACGGCCGUUGCGACAACGCAAGGCAGCAACCGUCGUUCGAGUCCCCGCGCCACAUUCGUUUGCAAGCUUAUGCGGCCGUCUGCUCCUGCUCAUGGCAGCCAGUGCUGGACGGGAGGCGACGCGUGGGGCAGGAACGCAUCAAGACUCGCUCCCGCCUCGAGCAAGCUUGAAAAGGUGGCCACCUGGGAAUGGCGCCGCUAGGGGGAGUUUCCACCGUGACAUUGAGUCGAGGAGCCCGCGCACACCGCUGCAUCAUAUCCUGUGCUCCUCCUCUCUCUCCUCCUAGCGGCUUCGAGUGUCAUGUCUUGUUGUAUUUGUAUCCUCGACUUGUAGAUGGCGGCUAAUUUCUUGUGGAUAGACUCUUUUCUUCCUCUUUUUGCAUGCAGACACUGGCGAGCUGUAGUAGUAGUACCAGCGUCCAUGCUCUUCUUUCCCUCCCUGCCGUAAACGGGGAGUGAUUCGGCUCCAUCCUUUCUUGUUUUUUAGAAUAGAACACAAGAUUGCAUCGUCUUAUUCGAAAAGUUAGACUAAUUGUAGCCUCGGG
This is a messenger RNA of Acaromyces ingoldii, 2566 nucleotides long. RefSeq lists its product as hypothetical. The transcript is spliced from 3 exons. The record is from RefSeq and is a predicted model, not a curated record. The coding region runs from base 373 to 2223 and encodes 616 amino acids. NCBI's taxonomy places the organism in Eukaryota, Fungi, Basidiomycota, Exobasidiomycetes, Exobasidiales, Cryptobasidiaceae. Gene Ontology annotation, molecular function: protein binding.